Molecule: messenger RNA, 1782 nt
Organism: Daldinia childiae
Lineage: Eukaryota; Fungi; Ascomycota; Sordariomycetes; Xylariales; Hypoxylaceae
Exons: 4
Coding region: 1-1782 (593 amino acids)
Molecular function (GO): ADP binding; protein binding
Source: RefSeq, a predicted model, not a curated record
AUGGGCGGAGUUGGAAAGACACAGGUGGCAUUAGAAUACGCCCACCAAAACGUAGAUAUAUAUGAUGUUAUCCUUUGGGUAGCGGCCGAUAAUAUCAUCACGAUUGGGCAGAACUUUCGAGAAAUAGCCCUUGGCCUACAACUUUACCAAGAUUCAGAUGAGAUAAAAGACUCGGCAGCAGCAAUUUGGAAAGUGAAGAAUUGGUUAAAUAAUUCAUCACUCCAUUGGUUAAUAGUGUUCGACAACGCUGAUGAUCUCCAGGCCAUUAAGAUAGCGUGGCCUGGGAGCUCUCAUGGCUCAAUACUUCUAACGACGAGGGAUUUCGAUGUUGCAAACAACCCCGCAGCUCAGUGUUUACAGGUGGAAUCAUUUGACGAUACGGAAGGCUCUCUAAUGUUGUUAAGACAAAUUGGACUAGAUUCAUCUAUUGCAGAAAACAUAGAAAAUGCGACCGCAAUCACCCAAACCCUUGGUGGCUUGCCCCUUGCCCUAAGUCAGAUCGGCGGCUUCAUAGCACAGAGAAGAUUGGGAUUGAAAGAUUUUCUUUCCCUCUAUGAGCGCAAUGCCACAAAGAUUGAUGUGAGAAAGACUAUCAAAGAUGACUAUGAGUAUACCUUAAAUACUGUCUGGGAUAUAUCCUUUCAGAAACUCCCUGCCAGUUCUACUAAAUUAUUGAACAUGCUGGUUUUCUUCGAUCCAGACGCGAUAGACGAAGCCAUAUUUCUGGAAGGAUCACAGACAGAGUUCGGAAUUGAAGCGGAUUUUGAUUUUGUGGCGGAUGAAAUGGAUCUCGGAGAUGCAGAACAGUCCCUGUUACAGGCUGCGUUGAUCAAUAAGACGAUGGAUCAGCCAGUACUUACUGUACACCGAUUAAUCCAGUCCGCUGCUAUUCGAAGAUUACCAAAUUCAGAUCGGCCAAGAUACUUCGAUACAGUGAUUCAACUCCUCUCCUGGGGCUUUCCUGAUACUUGGAGCAGAGAUGUAGGUCAUCAAAUAAAUGCCUGGAAGAAAUGCGAAAAGUGCCUACCACACAUUGGGCAUAUUGCUAGACUAUCCAAGAAGCAUGAUAUUCAGCCAACGAAUGUGCAGCAAUAUGCAGAGCUCCUCCUCCGUUGUAGUUGGUAUCUUUAUGAGCGCGAAACCUAUGACGUCGCGCGAAGUCUGGUAGAUGCCGCCGUUCAGACGUUUGAGGAUAAAUCGACCCUGGCAUAUGCAAGUGCUAUUGACCUAGCUGGGCUAAUCGAUCUAGACUUAUGCCAGCCAUCGCUUGCACUCAAGCCAUUUAAAGAAGCUCUAGAGCUUCGUAAGAAGCAACUUGGGCCAGACGAUCCGUUCAUUGCUUUUAGUCUGAACAAUUUAGCACUUGCGUACACUGAGAUGGGAAACCUAGAGGAAGCAUAUUCUACACAUCAGCAAGCUAUAGAAAUCAGGCUCCGUACAAACAGCGAUAGGAUCGGUAACUCAUACAGCAACAUGGCCAGCCUACUGUUGCGAAUGGGUAAGCCGGACGAGGCCGAAGAGAUGCUUGGGAGGUGCCCCUCUUUAAAAGACUUCACAGAUGAGACUUUCUUGAAUACCGGUAACCCACGUUUCUCUGGUGACAUGGUGCUCCUGUCCCGUAUUCGACUUAGACAAGGGCGCGUAGACGACGGACUACGGCUAGCAUCCAAAGCACUCGCGUUUCGUCAGAAGCUUUUAGGUAACCGAUUGAAGACCUGCGAUUCAUUGUACGAUGUAGCGUCUAUAUUACACCUACAGGGGCAUUCCGCCUCGGCCAUGUAA